CUGAACGAGUGCGGACGCGUUUGGCGGACAGAAAAUAGCCCACCAGGAAAAGCUGUAAACAAACCCGAAUAGUGAGAUAGCCCAGUGGUUGCAGCAAGUUCGCGAGUGUCCCCGUGCUUGGCCAUAUGUGUGUAGAUUAAUUGGCAAUUACCGAUCCGCCAAACCGUAAAGCCGCAACAUCAUGCCCGAAAUCAUCGAGCUGAACGUCGGCGGGGUGAGCUACACGACCACACUGGCCACAUUGCAGCAGGACAAGACCACGCUGCUGGCCGAGCUCUUCGGCGAUGGACGUGAUUCGCUGGCCAAGGACAGCAAGGGUCGCUACUUCCUGGACCGCGACGGCGUCCUCUUCCGCUACAUCCUGGACUUCCUGCGCGACAAGGCGCUGCACCUGCCCGAGGGAUUCCGCGAGCGCCAGCGGCUGUUGCGCGAGGCGGAGCACUUUAAGCUGGCCGCCAUGCUCGAGUGCAUCCGGGGUGAGCGGGAUGCCCGGCCGCCCGGCUGCAUCACCAUUGGGUAUCGCGGCAGCUUUCAGUUUGGAAAGGACGGACUGGCCGAUGUCAAGUUCCGCAAGCUGUCGCGCAUCCUCGUCUGCGGACGCGUGGCCCAGUGCCGCGAGGUCUUUGGCGACACCCUGAACGAGUCCAGGGAUCCCGACCAUGGCGGCACGGAUCGGUACACCUCGCGGUUCUUCCUGAAGCACUGCUACAUCGAGCAGGCCUUCGACAAUCUGCACGACCAUGGAUACCGCAUGGCUGGCAGCUGCGGAUCGGGCACCGCCGGAUCGGCAGCGGAACCCAAACCGGGUGUGGACACCGAGGAGAAUCGCUGGAACCACUACAACGAGUUCGUCUUCAUCCGGGACUAAGGCUAAGGGACUGAAGGAAGCACUCGAAAGCACCCCACCCAAUCCAAUGCUCUGUAUCCUUCUAUUUCGUUUGUGCGGCAGCCAUUAAGACGUAGCAACUUGGAAGUCUCCCUAGCCAUAAACAUCAGAAUUCCAAGUGCUCUAUUCUACGGAUUAACCUUUAUUAAUGGCAGAGAUCAGGAGGCCGCACAAUGGUUUGAGUUUCAACCCACCUCUUGAUAUACAAACGGGAACAUUUCAAAUGUACAAUUGAACUAACAAUCCACACUAAAGUCUAGUAAAUUGUUGACAUAGAUAACUUAAUGAGCGAAUGAAUGUAGGCAUCUAAUUUGACUUUUUCCUUUGCCUUGCUAAUUUAAUACUUUGCUUCGCGUACUAAUCUAUAAAUCAGGGUGGGCAUAUUGCAUAUUACGAGCUGCGCUGCUCCACACUCUUUGAUGAAUGAAAACGAAUUGGGAUUUACUGGCUGACAACAAAUGAAAACAAUUUGGCAAGUGCAGAUAACAAAAACAAAGCAAACAUUUUAUUAGCCCCAACUUUUGUUGAUGCAGUGCAGUGUAAACAAGAUGAGACGAAAACAUAAAACAGAUCAGAAUCAAUGAAAUAAAUUCAAACGAGGCGGGAGAAACAGAGAGAAGACCGCGGCAGCUGGAUAAAAGUAUUUGUGGUCAAUCAAUCACACUGAAAUCACACUCAACAAUUUGAAAUACGGGUUACUCUUUGAAACUAACGAAAUAUUGUAGCAACAGAACCACAAAAAAACCAAACUCAAGCAAAUGGUAAAUCUAAAGUUUUAUUAGCCUAAUAAAAGUCGAAACUUGAAGUAAAAAAUAUACAAAUAGCGAAAUAGGAUAACGGCGAACAACAUGUGGCCCAAAGUAUAUGUUGACCUAGCCUGCAAUCCAUAAAACUCAAAAACCAACCAUUUACUAAACAAACCGAACAACGGCUGUCUUAGGAUAUGCCCCUUUGCAAUAACUCUUGAUUGUUUUCGAUUCCUACAAAAUGGCAUGGGAAAAAUAUGUGGCCACAGUUGGCUUGGCAGUUUUUGAGAGCGAUAAAACCUGGUCCUGGAGCCAGAAUUGAUUAACUAGUGAUUUUUAGAAGAAAAACAGUGAGCCAAUCGUACAAAACCACCUUCAUCAAGCAAUUAUCAUUUAACACUUAACAUUUGAUUUGUUCGUAAGCUGUAUUGAAAAAUGCCAAAAACCAAAUGGUCACAAGGACUUCCAGAAUCACGAUGGGAAUACGAAACUAAAUUUGCUGAACCUUAGAAACCCGCUCUGUUAUUAUUGAUUUUAUCCACAUUGGGAGCGGACUUCUGAAAAUGUUUUUCGCUGACAUAUCUCGCAUCGCAGUUUCGACAUUUCCGCAGGUUUGCAGUUGAAUUCAUGUCCACAUGAUGGGAAAUUUAUUAAACGAAGCGCUUGGACGGAAACCUAAAAUGAAAAUGCCAAUGCGCAACAUUGAAACAAAAGCAAACAUCAUCAAAUAUACGAACAAAUUGUAUAAAACUAUAAAUUCUUUAAAUCGUGUGUAAAGGGACGCGUUGCAUGUGUAAUCAUCAGCAAUAACGUGGUAAUAAGCAUGAAAAACUAUUAAGCUCCAUUAUAUACCGACCCCUGACUCGCUGUGAGUUUAAGGGUCUUACACAGAUAAUUUGAAUCGAUAUAUACAAUAUCUACAUAUACCUAAUUAUAUAUUAAAACAAUUGUCGAUAUUGAAAGUAUCUUAUAAAUGUUUAGUAUUAUAUGUAAUUGAAUCCAAAUUGAAAGGCAAGGCGACGGAAAUGUAUUGUAUCAUUAAUUAAAUUAAACUGAAACUAAUUAAACUUAAAUAAAACGAAAUGUAAAAUGUAUUUAGAGAAGCGCAAAGUAAAACUGCUAAAAUAGCCUAUCAAAGUGCGACUAAGCAAGCAUAUGUAUGUAAAGAGGUAUAACUUGCGAAAAGCGAAAACCAAACAAUAAAUUAAAGAAACCAAA
Messenger RNA from Drosophila rhopaloa, 2850 nucleotides. RefSeq names its product BTB/POZ domain-containing protein KCTD12 (gene Ktl). Lineage: Eukaryota; Metazoa; Arthropoda; Insecta; Diptera; Drosophilidae. Gene Ontology annotation, biological process: protein homooligomerization. The record is from RefSeq and is a predicted model, not a curated record. Bases 182 to 868 code for a protein of 228 amino acids. The transcript has a single exon. Gene Ontology annotation, molecular function: protein binding.